Gekko japonicus is the source of this 1995-nucleotide messenger RNA. It is a transcript of the gene SMPD3, whose product is annotated as sphingomyelin phosphodiesterase 3. The record is from RefSeq and is a predicted model, not a curated record. The coding region runs from base 1 to 1995 and encodes 664 amino acids. Gene Ontology annotation, cellular component: extracellular region; cytoplasm. Gene Ontology annotation, molecular function: sphingomyelin phosphodiesterase activity. Lineage: Eukaryota; Metazoa; Chordata; Lepidosauria; Squamata; Gekkonidae. The transcript is spliced from 7 exons. Gene Ontology annotation, biological process: sphingomyelin metabolic process.
AUGGUUUUAUACACUUCCCCAUUUCCCAACGGCUUUCUAUCAGCGCUGCAUUCUUUCUCCUGGGGCUUAAUCUUCCCAUGCUAUUGGCUCGGAGACCGGCUCGUGGCCUCGUUUGUGCCUACUACGUACGAGAAGCGCCAAAGGGCAGAUGACCCAUGUUACUUCCACGCUCUCUGUAUCUUCAUCACCACUCCCAUCUACCUAGCACUGCUCGUGAUCUCCCUUCCAUUUGCCAUAAUUGGUUUCCUGCUAUGGUCCCCCCUCCAGUCUGCCCGACGACCAUAUGUUUAUUCCAGGCUACAGGACAAAGGCCAAAUCAAUGGGAGCACGUUGCUCACCGAGUGGAAAGCCGCCAGCAACGGGAAAAGCUUUUGCUUUGGCAGCGCCAAUGUUUGCCUCCUCCCGGACUCCUUGGCGAGAUUCAACAAUGUGUUCAAUACGCAAACACGAGCUAAGGAAGUUGGGCGAAGGAUCCGGAAUGGGGCAAGCAGGCCUCAGAUCAAGAUCUACAUCGAUUCCCCCACCAACACGUCCAUCAGUGCAGCCAGCUUCAGCAGCCUGGUCUCCCCUCAAAGUGGUGAUAGCAAUAACCGAGCCGUCAGUGCAGGCAUCAAAAGAACAACAUCCAUGGAGUACAAAGGGGAUAACUCGGGUUCAAACAACAGUGAAGAGAGCAAAGAUGCCAAAGUUGGAGGGGAAACCAAUGAGGGAGAAGAUGGGAACACGUGCAUUGUGCGGAUAGGUGGAGAGGAUAACGGCCACAUUUCAGACCCAGAAGCUGAUGGCACAGGGGGGCAGAUGAACAGCAGGGGGCCAGCAGACCGCUCACCAGAAUCUGAAGCAGAGAGCCUAAAAGGACAGACCCCAAAUCAUAAGCAGAAAGAAGGGGAUUCUGGGAGUCUGGAUAGCUACACUGCCUCGCGAGAGUCCCUAGUAAAGGCACGGGCUGGAGAUGGCACGGUAGACCAAAGCACCGUCAACAGCAAGCUCCUUUACAAGGCCUCGCUCAUGAAGAAGACUUCCGUGCGAAAGAAGAAGAACACAGACGAGGCCUUUGACCAUGAGAUCUCCGCUUUCUUCCCUGCCAACUUGGACUUCCUGUGCUUGCAGGAAGUGUUUGACAAAAGGGCAGCGGAGAAGUUGAAAGAACAGCUCCACCAUUAUUUUGAAUAUGUUCUCUAUGAUGUUGGGGUCUACAGUUGCCACGGCUGCUGUACCUUUAAGUUUGUGAACAGUGGCCUGCUUUUUGCCAGUCGCUAUCCAGUCAUGGAUGCUGCCUAUCACUGUUAUCCCAACGGAAAAGGAACAGACUCCUUGGCUUCAAAGGGGGCCCUGUUUCUCAAGGUGCAAGUGGGAAGUACACCUCAGGACCAAAGAAUUGUGGGAUAUAUUUCCUGCACUCACUUGCAAGCUCUGGCAGGAGACACUACUGUUCGGUGUGAACAACUGGAUCUGCUUCAGGAUUGGCUGUCUGAUUUCAGAAAAUCUACCUCCUCCUCCAGUACAGCCAAUCCAGAGGAGCUGGUGGCAUUUGAUGUACUCUGCGGGGAUCUGAACUUCGACAAUUGCUCAUCAGAUGACAAGCUGGAGCAGCAGCACUCCUUGUUUACACGCUACAAGGACCCAUGCCGCCUUGGUCCUGGGGAGGACAAAUCAUGGGCCAUUGGAACCUUGUUAGAUCCAGAAGGACUGUAUGAUGAAGAAGUCUGCACCCCAGAUAACCUACAGAAGACAGUGGAAAGUGAAGACGGGCGGAAAAGGUACCUCGUCUUUCCCACCAGCAAGACCCACGGCUCGAGUCAGAAGGGGAGGAAAGCAGCGCUGAAAGGCAACGGCAGGCGGAUUGACUAUAUGCUUUACACAGAAGAAGGACUGUACCUGGAGUGGAAAGUGGAAGUGGAAGAGUUCAGCUUUAUUACCCAGUUAGCAGGCCUGACAGAUCACCUGCCCGUCGCCAUGCGCCUGAUGGUCUCCACAGGAGAGGAGGAUCCUUAA